Messenger RNA from Meloidogyne enterolobii, 177 nucleotides. The record is from the annotation of a GenBank genome assembly. NCBI's taxonomy places the organism in Eukaryota, Metazoa, Nematoda, Chromadorea, Rhabditida, Meloidogynidae.
UUUAUGAAUUUUAAUUUUAGAAAUUGUUCAGAUCCAGUUUAUUGGGACGAGAGAGCACGAAUUUAUUUUCCUUUAUCCUAUUUUUUUUUUAAUGUUGCUUAUUGGACAUAUUAUGUUGGCUAUCAUAAAAUAUUACGUCAAAAAUUUUUAAAUUCAAAUAUGCUUUCUGAUGUUUAA